Messenger RNA from Suillus clintonianus, 2877 nucleotides. Its product is annotated as fungal-specific transcription factor domain-containing protein. The transcript is spliced from 13 exons. Gene Ontology annotation, molecular function: DNA binding; zinc ion binding. Gene Ontology annotation, biological process: DNA-templated transcription. The coding region runs from base 379 to 2724 and encodes 781 amino acids. Lineage: Eukaryota; Fungi; Basidiomycota; Agaricomycetes; Boletales; Suillaceae. The record is from RefSeq and is a predicted model, not a curated record.
UGACAUAUGUAGGCGCAAGAAGAGUGAGUCAUACUUGUCUUGGAUUGUACAAGUCCGCGAUUAAUUUUGGGUGUUUGAUGUAGUUCGAUGUGAGUAAGCUUCGUUACUGCUCACCCCCGGGCCCCGAUGCGCAGUGAAACUGACCCAUGUCCUCUCUUGCUGUUUUGGCUUGGGAUGCUCGCUUUAAGGCGAUGGAAGCCAGAUGCCAGGGAACCGAUGCUCUAACUGUAUUGCGUAUAAUUUCGAAUGUACGUACAUAGAGGCUGCAAAGGUGUGCUCUCCUCCUCGGUCUCCUUGAGUGGCGCUUGACGCUCCCUGCACUAGAAACGAGGUCCGCCAAAGGGAUAUGUCGAGAGCCUGGAGAAUCGUUUGGAGAAGAUGGAGAAGCUUCUACAAAAGGUCUGUCCUGAUGCUGACUUCUCUCAGGAGCUCGGUGGCGGCCCCUUGGACAGGGAGACCUGGCAAAAAGGCAACAUGAAUGGCUCAACCAGCCAUGUUAUGGCCCCUUAUGCUACUACCCCUCUCGAAGAUCUCGUAUCCAGUGACGAUGACGAAAUGGUAUCUGUCCGCCUCGCUGAUCACAUGCAGAACAUGUCUAUCAAUCCAAUGUUGUCCCGCUUCUUUGGAAAAUCCAGUGGUAUCAUGCUGGUCCAAAAAGCUAUCGACCUCAAAAAGGAGUACACUGGCGAUGACGAGAUACACCGACAUGACAUUCUCCAGCCCAAACGCCCCGAGUUUCAUGGAUGCUUCCCUUGGGAGCUGGCCGCCAAGGAUAUUGUCGAGCCGGUCUAUAACUUUCCUCACGAAGAUCUUGCUACCUCCCUUGUCGAUCUCUAUUUCACGCACUAUAAUGUUCUAACUCCGCUGUUACACCGGCCAACAUUUGAGCGCAAGGCGGCGCAGGGGCUCCACCGCCGAAACUCAUCAUUUGGGGCGGUGUACUUGCUAGUUCUUGCCGUAGGCUCGCGCUUCUCUGAUGACUGCCGCGUCUUUUUGGAAAAUCAGAAUGAACAUUCGGCGGGAUGGAGGUUUUUCGAACAGGUACAGAUGGUCAGGAAGACCCUGCUUGGGCCACCGUGUCUGGAGGAUCUCCAAGUGCAUUGUUUAUCUGUGAUCUACUUGCAGGGUACUUCGGCCCCGCAGGCAUGUUGGACCAUCGUUGGAAUUGGCAUACGUCUUGCGCAGGAUGUUGGUGCACAUCGUCGCAAGGCUUACAGCCAUAAGCCUACCGUCGAAGAGGAGCUUUGGAAACGUGCAUUCUGGGUUCUCGUCAGCCUAGACCGUUUGAUGAGCUCAUCGCUGGGACGACCUUGUGCGAUACAGGAUGAAGACUUCGACCUCGAUCUGCCUGUCGAAUGUGAUGACGAAUACUGGGAGCACCCGGACCCGGACCAAAUGUUCAAGCAACCUUCUGACAAACCUUCUCUGGUAUCGUACUUUGUCAAUUUCCUGAAGCUUAACCACAUACUCGCAUUUGCCCUUCGUACUAUCUAUUCGAUCAACAAGCUAAAAGUCCUGCUUGGUUUUGUUGGGCAGCAAUGGGAGCAGCAAAUAGUUGCAGAGCUUGAUUCUGCGCUUAACAAAUGGAUCGACGCCCUUCCUGAUCAUCUGAGAUGGGAUCCAAACAGGGACAUAAAUGACUUUUUCCUGCAGUCGUAUUGCCUCUAUUCGAGUUACUAUCAUGUCCAGAUCCUCAUCCACCGCCCAUUCAUUCCGUCACCCCGAAAACCGUCCCCUCUGUCUUUCCCUUCCUUGGCGAUCUGUACAAAUGCUGCUCGAUCUUGCAGCCACGUCAUGGAUGUAUAUCGAUGCCGAUCUGGUAAGCCGGUGCCUUAUUCGCAGAUGCCUGCAUUCACUGCAGGUAUUGUCUUGCUUCUGAAUAUCUGGGGUGGAAAACGCUCUGGACUGUAUACUGAUCCUACGAAGGAGAUGGCAGACGUGCACAAGUGCAUGUCCAUCUUGAAGUCGUGCGAAAAACGCUGGCACACUGCUGGUCGUCUGUGGGAUAUCCUGUAUGAGCUGGCAUCUGUCGGUGACCUUCCGUUACCCCAGCCUAGUCCCUCUGGCGGAACGAAACGCGAACGUGAUUCAGACAGUCCAAUAUCUGCUCCGCCUACGACCUCACCACAGUCGGAUGUACCCCGCACCAUCGCAGGAUCGCGCCGCAUCGGUCGCGAAGCAGCUGCCCACACUCGCUCAAAUUUUGUGAGCUCAUUUGAUCUUCCGCUCUACAGCGAUGAUCUUGGGCGCCUGCCGCUCCAUGGGCAAGUGAACUUCCCGAACACGUCCCCACAACUUGGCUCGUCAACUAGCAAUAUGUGGUACUCUCACGGGAGUGGGAAUCCGGUGCAACCGCAGACUUCUAUACAAAACGUGCCCCCGCCUCAGGACUAUUCACAGACCUCUGUUCCUGCCGUGUACAACAUGGAUGACAUGUUCUAUGAGCAGAUGAGUCAGUACUCGGCGCAAUACCAAUCACAAGGGACCUCUGCUUCUUCGCCCUAUGACGACGACACUCAGGGGUUACAUAGUCUGAUGAGUGGCACACACCAGCAAAAUGUGCUUCCGCAUCCUAACGCGAACGUUAUGGACACGGACACGAUUGCCAUGUGGUCCAAUGCUCCGACUGGUUUUGAGCUUAAUGACUGGGGAACGUACAUCACUAAUGUAUCUGGGAUGGUAAAUCCCGAUGGUUCGGCCUCACACUCGAGGCAAGGGCACUAAGCUUUAACCUCGUGUCCUUUUCUCGAUUUUUUUUGUUUACACACGUGCGACAGUAAUGCCCAUAAUAUAGUGAGAAGUACACGCUGGCGCUUAGAUGUGCAUAGAUUUUCUAGUUUUUGAGCAACACGAGGCAGCAUCAGCUUAUUAUCCUAU